AUGGAAAUGAUUCAAGAACCUGUGAAUCAUUUCCAUGGCGUGCAGACUUUGCGUGGUCGUCUCCCAGGCAACGACCUGGUGUUGUCAUCUUAUCAGACGCCAGAGACAAUGCUGUGUCUGUUGAGUGGCUGUAAUCUGUCAGAGAGAAGCUGUGCAGCUCUGGCCUCAGUUCUCAGCUCCAAGUCCUCUAGUCUGAGAGAGCUGGACCUGAGUAACAACCAGCUGCAGGAUUCAGGAGUGAAGCUGCUCUCUGCUGGACUGGAGAGUCCACACUGCAGACUGGAGACUCUCAGGCUGUCAGGCUGUCUGCUCACACAGGAAGGCUGUGCUUCUCUGGCCUCAGCUCUGAGCUCCAACCCCUCCCAUCUGAGAGAGCUGGACCUGAGCUACAAUCAUCCAGGAGACUCAGGAGAGAAGCUGCUCUCUGCUGGACUGGAGGAUCCAACCUGGAGACUGGAGGCUCUCAGGGUGGACCAUGGUGGAAAGCAGUGGUUGAAACCAGGUCUGAGGAAGUAUUCCUGUGAACUCCAACUGGACAUAAACACAGCUCACAGAAACCUCGUCCUGUCUGAGGACAACAGGAAGGCGACACUGAAAGAGGAGCAGCCAUAUCCUGAUCACCCAGAGAGGUUUGACUUCUGGAAACAGGUCCUGUGUAGAGAUGGUCUGACUGGUCGCUGCUACUGGGAGAUCGAGUGGGAGGGAAGGAUUUAUAUGGGAGUGACUUACAGAGGAAUCAGCAGGAAAGGAAACAGUGAUGACUGUGGACUUGGCAGGAAUGACAAGUCCUGGAGUCUGGCCUGCUAUGAUGGUGGUUUCACUGCCAGACACAGCAGCAGAGAAACAGACAUCCGUGUACCCUCCUCCUCCAACAGAGUGGCAGUGUAUCUGGACUGGCCUGCUGGCUCUCUGUCCUUCUACAGCGUCUCCUCUGACACACUGAUCCACCUCCACACCUUCAACAGCACCUUCACUGAGCCUCUGUACCUGGGGUUUUGGGUUUGGCUUGGCUCCUCAGUGUCUCUGUGUGAGAUUUGAGGAGUGAGAGUUGCCUCCUGUGUGGAAAACACACACACACACACACACACACACACACACACACACACACACACACACACACACACACACACACAUACCACAUGCAGGGAAAUGGUGUCCUGUUGGCAGCAGCAUCACCUGAGCCUCCACCAUGUGAUUUAUCUGCUGCUCCUUGUGGCCUGGUACAUGUCGCUGAAACAUCUACAAAGUUCAAACAGUGAAGCAGUCAACACAAAAGUAGCAUCUGGACGAAUGACAGGAAGAUCCAGUAGCUGUCCACCUCAGUGACUCCAGUCAUAUUUCUAGUCUAGGUUUCAUUGGCAUAGAACAGGUCAGUCUGCCACCUAGAGGCCAAAAUCAUGAACUGCCUCUAAAAAGAGGUGAAGCGUACUGGAUACACACCUUAAAAACUCUGUUCCCACAUGAACGUAAUGAUGAAUUAGUUCUCAAUGUGAGGCUCUGGUUUUCUUCUUUCACUGAAUUGUGUUCAGUCUCUGCCAC
Myripristis murdjan (pinecone soldierfish) is the source of this 1539-nucleotide messenger RNA. Its product is annotated as ribonuclease inhibitor-like. The record is from RefSeq and is a predicted model, not a curated record. Bases 1 to 1038 code for a protein of 345 amino acids. Gene Ontology annotation, molecular function: protein binding. The transcript is spliced from 5 exons. NCBI's taxonomy places the organism in Eukaryota, Metazoa, Chordata, Actinopteri, Holocentriformes, Holocentridae.